AUGAGGGAAAUAGUACACAUCCAAGCAGGGCAGUGCGGCAACCAGAUUGGAACAAAGUUCUGGGAAGUGAUCAGCGACGAGCAUGGCAUUGAUCCGGCCGGCAACUACGUCGGUGAUUCAGCCCUACAGCUCGAGAGGAUUAAUGUGUACUACAACGAGGCAUCUUGUGAGUAUGCGUCCCAUAAGUUUGUUCCACGGGCAGUACUGGUGGAUCUGGAGCCUGGCACCAUGGACAGUGUGCGCUCUGGAGCAUUUGGGCAGCUAUUUAGACCAGAUAACUUCAUCUUUGGGCAGACAGGUGCGGGAAACAACUGGGCUAAGGGCCACUACACUGAAGGCGCUGAGUUGGUGGACUCUGUGCUGGAUGUGGUGCGGAAGGAGUGCGAGCAUUGCGACUGCCUCCAAGGUUUCCAGCUCACCCACUCCCUGGGUGGAGGAACCGGUUCGGGCAUGGGGACUCUGCUAAUCAGUAAGAUCCGUGAGGAGUAUCCCGACCGAAUCAUGAACACCUUUAGCGUCAUGCCUUCGCCCAAGGUCUCCGACACUGUUGUGGAGCCUUACAACGCCACUCUCUCUGUGCACCAGCUGGUGGAGAACACUGACGAAACCUACUGCAUCGACAAUGAGGCACUUUACGACAUCUGCUUCCGCACACUCAAACUCACCACGCCCACCUACGGAGACCUCAAUCACCUGGUCUCUGCCACCAUGAGCGGAGUCACGACUUCUCUUCGCUUCCCCGGCCAGCUCAACGCGGACCUGCGCAAACUAGCUGUCAAUAUGGUCCCUUUCCCCCGUUUGCACUUCUUCAUGCCCGGGUUUGCCCCGCUCACUGCCAGGGGCAGUCAGCAGUACCGUGCCCUCACCGUACCUGAGCUCACCCAGCAGAUGUUCGACGCCAAGAACAUGAUGGCCGCAUGUGACCCGCGGCACGGGCGCUACCUCACCGUGGCAACCGUAUUCCGGGGUCCCAUGUCCAUGAAGGAGGUUGACGAGCAGAUGCUGGCCAUUCAGAACAAGAACAGCAGCUACUUCGUGGAGUGGAUCCCCAACAAUGUCAAGGUGGCUGUGUGUGACAUUCCUCCCAGAGGGCUGAAGAUGGCAUCCACUUUCAUUGGCAACAGCACAGCAAUCCAGGAGCUGUUCAAACGCAUCUCGGAGCAGUUCUCCGCCAUGUUCAGACGCAAGGCUUUUCUGCACUGGUUCACGGGAGAGGGCAUGGACGAGAUGGAGUUCACUGAGGCCGAGAGCAACAUGAACGAUCUGGUGUCUGAGUAUCAGCAGUACCAGGAGGCUACGGCUAAUGAUGGAGAGGAGGCUUUUGAGGAUGAAGAGGAAGAGGUGAAUGAGUGA
Chanos chanos (milkfish) is the source of this 1353-nucleotide messenger RNA. It is a transcript of the gene tubb6, whose product is annotated as tubulin, beta 6 class V. The transcript is spliced from 4 exons. Gene Ontology annotation, cellular component: microtubule. The record is from RefSeq and is a predicted model, not a curated record. Gene Ontology annotation, biological process: microtubule-based process. NCBI's taxonomy places the organism in Eukaryota, Metazoa, Chordata, Actinopteri, Gonorynchiformes, Chanidae. The coding region runs from base 1 to 1353 and encodes 450 amino acids. Gene Ontology annotation, molecular function: structural constituent of cytoskeleton; GTPase activity; GTP binding.